Cannabis sativa is the source of this 621-nucleotide messenger RNA. RefSeq lists its product as uncharacterized. NCBI's taxonomy places the organism in Eukaryota, Viridiplantae, Streptophyta, Magnoliopsida, Rosales, Cannabaceae. The coding region runs from base 1 to 621 and encodes 206 amino acids. The transcript has a single exon. The record is from RefSeq and is a predicted model, not a curated record.
AUGGGUUUUGAUGGAAGAUGGAUCAACUUGGUUAUGUCUUGUGUGGGUACUAUCUCUUACAUGAUCUCCCAUGGGGGGAAGGAGUUAGGUCCCAUUACCACACAAAAAAGUCUUCGUCAGGGUGAUCCUUUAUCACCAUAUCUAUUUAUCCUCUAUGCCAAGGGAUUCUCAAGUUUGUUGUGUAGCUAUGAACAGAGUGGAUUAAUUAUGAGCUGCAAAAUUGCUAGAGGAGCAUCAAUUAUUUCACACAUUCUUUUUGCAGACGAUAGUUACAUAUAUUGUAAAGCUACUGAGGAAGAAGCGCAUAAUGUGAAUGAAUUAUUGUACACUUAUGAGGUGGCUUCGGUUCAAAAGAUUAUUUACAACAAGUUGUCUGUUUUCUACAGUAAUAAUACCAGCACUUAUCAACGCGAUACAAUCUGUCAAAUGCUUGACAUCUAUGAGGCGGAUGAGAAUGGAACUUAUUUGGGUCUCCCUUAUUCUGUUGGUAAGAACAAGAAUGUCAUCCUUGGUUUUCUUAAAGACAAAAUAAGGAAAAAAAAUCCAGGGAUUGGAAGGACGAAUUUUAUCUCAAACAGGGAAGGAAGUGUUGCUGAAAUCAGUUGCACAAUCAAUUCCUAG